UGUGUGUGUGUGUAUAAUCCAUUCUGUUUUCUGUGUUCCAGAAAUAGAAUCUCCAAAUCCAAGUUCAGUCGCUACUCCCGGAGAUGGAACCGGCUCUGCAGGAGGAAGUGUCGAGCGGGCGUCAAAUCCCAGUUCUUCUACUGGCUGGUGAUCUUCCUGGUGUUCCUGAACACGCUGACCAUCGCGUCGGAGCAUCACCAGCAGCCCGACUGCUGACCGACGUCCAAGACAUCGCCAACAAGGUGCUACUGGCCCUGUUCACGGGGGAGAUGCUGCUCAAGAUGUACAGCCUGGGUCUUCAGGCCUACUUUGUGUCUCUCUUCAACCGCUUUGACUGCUUUGUGGUGGGGGGGGGGAUCCUGGAGACCAUCCUGGUGGAGACCAAGAUCAUGUCCCCGCUUGGCAUCUCCGUCCUGCGCUGCGUACGCCUCCUGCGGAUCUUUAAGAUAACCAGAUACUGGAACUCUCUGUCCAACCUGGUGGCGUCGCUGCUGAACUCGGUCCGCUCCAUCGCGUCCCUGCUGCUGCUGCUCUUCCUCUUCAUCAUCAUCUUCUCCCUGCUCGGCAUGCAGCUGUUUGGCGGGAAGUUCAACUUCGACAUCACGCGCCGCAGCACCUUCGACAACUUCCCCCAGUCUCUGCUCACCGUGUUCCAGAUCCUGACGGGAGAGGACUGGAACCUGGUGAUGUACGACGGCAUCAUGGCGUACGGCGGCCCGUCCUUCCCCGGGAUGCUGGUCUGCAUCUACUUCAUCAUCCUCUUCAUCUGCGGAAACUACAUCCUCCUGAACGUCUUCUUGGCCAUCGCUGUCGACAACCUGGCGGACGCCGAGAGUCUGACCUCGGCCCAGAAGGAGGAAGAGGAGGAGAAGGAGAGGAAGAAACUGGCCAGGACGGCGAGCCCAGAGAAGCGCAAAGUGAACGAGAAGCCGCCACUGAAGGAGGAGAAGAAGGAGAAGAAGAAGAAGGAGAAGAUAGAGCUCAAGUCCAUCACAUCUGACGGAGAGACCAACACCGCCACUAAGAUCAACAUGGACGUCUACGUUGGGGACGAGACUGAGGGGAAGAACCCCUACCCAGCCAAUGACUACAUCACUAAAGUGGGCGAGGAGGAGGAGGAGGAGCCGGAGAUGCCGGUGGGCCCCCGGCCGCGGCCCCUGUCCGACGUCCAGCUGAAGGAGAAGGCCAUCCCCAUGCCGGAGGCCCGCGCCUUCUUCGUCUUCAGCCACACCAACAAGUUCAGGCUGCUGUGCCACCAGAUUGUGAACCACAACGUGUUCACCAACCUCAUCCUCUUCUUCAUCCUGCUGAGCAGCAUCAGUCUGGCUGCAGAGGACCCCGUUCAGAACGACUCCUUCAGGAACCAGAUCCUGGGCUAUGCAGACCACGUGUUCACCGGCCUCUUCACCAUAGAGAUCCUCCUGAAGAUGACAGCCUACGGGGCCUUCCUCCACAAAGGCUCCUUCUGCAGGAACUACUUCAACAUCCUGGACCUGGUGGUGGUCAGUGUGUCCCUCAUAUCGUCUGGGAUACAAUCCAGUGCCAUCAACGUGGUGAAGAUCCUGAGGGUCCUACGAGUUCUGAGACCCCUGAGAGCCAUCAACAGAGCCAAGGGGCUGAAGCACGUGGUUCAGUGCGUCUUCGUCGCCAUCAGGACCAUCGGCAACAUCGUCAUCGUCACCUCACUGCUGCAGUUCAUGUUCGCCUGCAUAGGAGUGCAGCUGUUCAAGGGGAAGUUCUUCUUCUGCUCGGACACGUCCAAGCAGACGAACGCCGAGUGCAGUGGGUAUUACAUCCUGUAUAAGGACGGUGACGUGUUGAAGCCGGAGAGAGCCAAGAGGGAAUGGGAGAACAGCGCCUUCAACUUCGACAACGUGCUGCAGGGCAUGAUGGCUCUGUUCGCCGUGUCCACCUUUGAGGGCUGGCCAGGGCUGCUGUACCGCGCCAUCGACUCCCACACGGAGGACAUCGGCCCCAUCUACAACUACCGCGUGGUCAUCUCCAUCUUCUUCAUCAUCUACAUCAUCAUCAUCGCCUUCUUCAUGAUGAACAUCUUCGUCGGUUUCGUCAUCGUCACCUUCCAGGAGCAAGGGGAGCAGGAGUACAAGAACUGUGAGCUGGACAAGAACCAGCGUCAGUGCGUGGAGUACGCCCUGAAGGCCCGGCCCCUUCGGCGAUACAUCCCCAAGAACCCGUACCAGUACAAGGUGUGGUACGUGGUCAACUCCAGCUACUUCGAGUACCUGAUGUUCACGCUCAUCCUGCUGAACACCAUCUGCCUGGCCAUGCAGCAUCACGGCCAGACGAAAGGCUUCAACGACGCCAUGAACAUCCUCAACAUGCUUUUCACCGGCCUCUUCACUGUGGAGAUGAUCCUCAAACUGAUCGCCUUCAAGCCCAGGGGUUACUUUAGUGACCCCUGGAAUGUGUUUGAUUUCCUCAUCGUAAUUGGCAGCAUAAUAGACGUCAUUCUCAGUGAGAUCAACCCAGCUGACUCCUCCUCGUCCUCCUCCUCGUCCUCCUCUUCCUCCUCUCAUCCCCCCGUGGUAAGGCCAAUGGGACUGCAGAACUCAGAAGAGAACGCCAGGAUCUCUCUUCUCUUCUUCCGGCUGUUCCGCGUGAUGAGGCUGGUGAAGCUGUUGUCUCGCGGGGAGGGGAUUCGGACCCUGCUGUGGACCUUCAUCAAAUCGUUUCAAGUGAGGGAGAACCGGACGCAACACGCUGUAGUCGGGCUGGAGGGCUGGAUUCACACCGCUAGCGCGAAACCCACCCAGAGGGCAGGCUGUUGUUAGAUUAGGAGCCACUAGCUGUCGUCGUGUUAGCUCGUGAAUUAGCAGUUUAUUAGGGAGUUUAAUCAGACACAAUGGAUGGUACAUUUUUAUUAUUAUUUAUUAGAUUUUAUCUUUAUUUGACCAGGAAGAAUCCCGUUGAGAUUCAGUAUCUCUUUUACAAGGGAGUCCUGGCCAAGACAGCCGCAUAUAGUUCCACAUAAAAUAUGCAUAACAAAAUAGACAAUUUAACAUCAUCUCAACAUGUUCACCCGCAACGUUCUGUGCAUUUAGUACUCAAAUAGUCCUAAAUAUAUGUAAUAUGACAUUACACAUAUCGCAUUGUAUUAUAUGAAAUAUUAUUAUUAGUAUACUUAUGUCUUAUAUUUUAUUACACAA
Molecule: messenger RNA, 3167 nt
Organism: Gadus macrocephalus (Pacific cod)
Lineage: Eukaryota; Metazoa; Chordata; Actinopteri; Gadiformes; Gadidae
Product: voltage-dependent L-type calcium channel subunit alpha-1C-like
Exons: 23
Coding region: 84-2792 (902 amino acids)
Biological process (GO): calcium ion import across plasma membrane
Cellular component (GO): membrane; voltage-gated calcium channel complex
Molecular function (GO): high voltage-gated calcium channel activity
Source: RefSeq, a predicted model, not a curated record